AUGAAUGCAGAAGAAAAUUCCGCCAACGUGUGUCUAUUCAUGUUGGAGUACGGAGCAGAAAGAAGCUUAGCGAUGCGGAUUCCUUCACAAAGUGCAUCCAGGACGCUGCUCCCGGUUCUAUUGCCGCGAAAGAAGUUUGCCUUUGCGGAAACAAAAUCCACUUACAAUUCUGUAUGUGUUGCGCGCAGCACUGGUGACUUCAACCGGGAAAAGCGUCUUAGAAGGAAGUUGCGUCGUCAACAGCAACAAAACUGCGAUAACGAGUGGACAUCAAGAGAGAUGGAGUUUGAGAAGGCGUUGGAGGACAGGAACCCGCGGAAAACCUGCGCUCUACUAAAACAGUAUAGCGAUAUGGAUAAACGAAAGGAUACCUGA
Molecule: messenger RNA, 375 nt
Organism: Necator americanus (New World hookworm)
Lineage: Eukaryota; Metazoa; Nematoda; Chromadorea; Rhabditida; Ancylostomatidae
Exons: 1
Coding region: 1-375 (124 amino acids)
Source: RefSeq, a predicted model, not a curated record